Molecule: messenger RNA, 4293 nt
Organism: Scophthalmus maximus (turbot)
Lineage: Eukaryota; Metazoa; Chordata; Actinopteri; Pleuronectiformes; Scophthalmidae
Gene: plpp5
Product: phospholipid phosphatase 5
Exons: 9
Coding region: 302-1102 (266 amino acids)
Biological process (GO): phospholipid metabolic process
Molecular function (GO): phosphatidate phosphatase activity
Source: RefSeq, a predicted model, not a curated record
CUUCACACGGAGCCCGACUCCUCCGUGGCAUCUCUCAAUUAACCAAAUGAGCGACUUCCUCCUCGUCGAGCCCCGGUGCGUGUUCAAUUUAUGAGGAUGAAGAGGUAAAGAAAACAAACCAUUGCCAAGCACAGGGACUUGAUGUGAGCUCCUGUUGUGUGCGUGCUGCCGAAUGAGGAUGACGGGCUGCAGCAUCUAGUCCGGGCCCCUGGUGACCACGUUCUUCUUCAGUCCCAGUCAACUUCAAAGAAGGUGGAGUGAUGAUGUUUGCUGUUGACUGAAGUCCACUCCGAGAAACAAAAUGAAGGAGAGGCUUCUUCGUGGUUUGCUUUCGGAGGUUUCCAUCCGCAUGGCGUUGUUAGUGGUGUUCCUUGUGACGGAGCAGCUUCCUCCUUUCUACCGCGAGAUCCAGGCAGAGGAGAUGUGGCUGUAUAAAUUCCAUCGUGUGGAGAGAGACCACGUUCCCACCUCUCUCAUGUUUAGUGUGGCAGUUUUCACUCCACUGAUUGUGAUCCUGGUUUUCACCUUCAUGAAGAAGUCUGAGCGAGGAGAUCUGAAAGAAGCUUCGCUGGCUGUGACUCUGACUCUGGUGCUGAAUGGAGUUUUUACCAAUGUCAUCAAACUCGCUGUUGGCAGGCCAAGACCAGACUUCUUCUACCGCUGUUUCCCAGACGGUCAGAUGAACCUGGAGCUGCACUGCACCGGUGACCCAGAUGUCGUCAUGGAGGGCAGGAAGAGCUUUCCCAGCGGGCAUUCUUCCUUUGCCUUUGCAGGUUUGGGUUUCACUGCAAUGUACGUCGCAGGAAAGCUGCGCUGCUUCAACGCGGUGGGCCAAGGCAGAGCGUGGCGCCUGUGUGCCUUCCUCACCCCUUUGCUCGUUGCGACGGUGAUUGCCCUCUCCAGAACAUGCGACUACAAACACCACUGGCAAGAUGUGUUGGUGGGUUCUCUGUUGGGCCUCAUUUUCGCCUGGCUGUGCUACAGACAGCACUACCCUCCACUCCGGGACCCCGACUGCCACAGACCUCUGCGUCAUAGAGAGAGUGUUCCCGCCGCACAGGAGCGCAAGCUGGCCAACUGCAACUACAUCCUGCCCCUGUAAAACAGCUGUAACUGGAGAAAACACUCUCGACAGGUGUGCUCUGUAUCGGGUUCCAUGGUUACCAAUCUAACUCUGGUUUUAGCACCCUUCGGACUGGGAGUAAAUUAAUCAUUAUUGUUCAUUGAUUAUGUAUAAUGGUAAUUUUUCUUUUUGUAAAGACGACACACGGUUUGUUUUCUAAACUAAAAUGUACAAACUCUUUUCUCUCGGGUGGUUCCUGAAACACUUGUGUUAAAUGUCAACUCCCUUUGAACAGCCCCAAUGUGAUGGACAUGAACUACUCUGACAACCUGAUAGGGGGCCUUUCCGAACCCUAUAAUGAUGUCAUUACUUAUUGGAUGUUUUGAUACUGGGGGUGUUCUGGUUGUCAUGACGAAGUUUUCCAUAUGGCUCAGCCCCGUACACACACCCUGUGUAUUGUGCCUAUGGAUCACACAACUUUACUCGCAACAGAUGAGCGAAGUGAACUUACGCAACCACUGCACUAACGUUCCACUGCCCAUCCAGCUGUGGCUCGGUUGCUGUGACACAGUUUCUCAUGUAGGGUCACUCUUUUGUGAUUGUUUUGUAAACUUGUAACUUAUCAUGUCCUGCCUCCUGCAUGCUCCACCCCAGACGUCACAGAAUAGUUUCAGAAAAGUUCUUGUUAUUAUGAACGCGUCUGACUCUUGAUAAUCUCCCGCUGCGUUUGACACGUGAAAGGAAAGGCUCCGGGGGAAUGCAUGGAACCAGUUGACUGGGCAUUUUUUUUCAGGGGUUCAUGUCUGAAAACAUCAUAUGGUGUUGGAGCUGGCUCAGGUGUCAUCACGCGACCUUAAAGUGAAACGGCUCAGCAAGAGACUGAAUGAACACCGUAAGCGGCGCUCUGUAAACACCAGACCAGGAAGGGGGACACAGUCAUUGACCUUGAGUCCGUGGAUGGCCAGAAAAGCCUCCUUUGGUCUCAGGCAUCAGGAGGCCAUCUGAUGCCCAAGACCAAAACUUUUUUUAGUUCUGUCCUCACUAAGAGCCGGGCUCCUCCUCUGCAUGAACCCCCAGUACAUGCACGGCACAGGCCCAUCAUUUGGGCGUCAAAGGCCUUGCUCAAGGGUCACUUCUGUGUUGGUAAUAAGGGAGGGGCAGGCACACAGGGAUUCAUCCUGCGGGUUUGGGGAAUCGAACCAGAACUCGCCAGGUCACACACCCACCUCUUAAGGAUAUUGACCGCCUGUUAUCACUUGACCAAAUGUUCACGCUUAACGUUCCAUGACAGCACACGAGCCUGCUGCAUUUUCUGCUGAAGCCUGAGAUGCACGUAAAAGUUGCAAAAUAAGUGGACCUUUAUUUUCCCCCUUGUAAUACUUGAUUAUCUAGAAGGAAACAAGGGGAAGAAAGUUGUGUUGAUGUGGGAUGAGAUUUCUUAUUGUCAGCUAAUCCCAGGAUUUGACCAGUGACGCAGUGUUGCGUUUGUCCAUCUCAAAACACUUUGACUUUUCUAUGCUGUCUGUGGCACUUCGCCUAAAAUAUUCACUCCUAAUGGAAAAAUAUGAAAUGAAAGCAAAAAUAAUUUCCAAACUUUUUUAGGGAUAACAAUGAUGGUCUAUUCCACAGAGGAAUAGGCUGGGUUCAAUUGCAAAGGCAUUUGGGGUCUUUUUAUGAGCUUUAUUGACAAUAAGGCAAAUGUAUCCCUUAAAGACACAUAUACCACAAUUUUUGCUCAGAUCUCUGGGUGUGGGAAAAAUUCAUUUUAGUAUCACACUAUGUAUUGUCACAUCGCUCACCCCUAUCUGAAAGUAACCACCUCAAUACAUUUGCAGGCACGUUCAACGAAGAUAACUUUUAAUGUUUUUCUCUUCUGCUUUAAAUCUCUGUCUUCCUCGGGUAUAUUUUAAGUGUUAAUAUUCACAGAUUAUAAUUUUUUUUAAUGGCAUCUGGAAAAGGCUUUUAUAAGCCAAGUUCUGAUUAUAAAACCACAAAUGUAGCAGUUCCACUCAACUUCUCUUUGUUUUUGCAAUGACUUAUGAUUUAAUUAUUUUGGACAAACACGAUUGAUCUUACACUGCACAGCAUAUCUUCUAAUUUCAUCGCAAGUUCAUGUGACUGCAAAACUUCUUUGAGAUGAAUGUUGGUCUCAGGCUGACUGUAGGUCAUGUGUAAUGUGAGAAAGUUCUCCAGAGGUGGAGAGAUGAAAUGUACAGGGUUUGGUUUCUGGCAUCAUGGUGGGACCAGAUCUGCCUGAUGAACCUGGGUGGGGUCGGACUGUGACCUCUCCAGGUGAUGGUGCUAGCCUCCCAGUGCUCUUGCUGGUCAGGUUUUCAAUCCACAAGCAUGUGAAUAUGUAUUUCCAUCAAGUUUCUUUUAAAUCGUUUGAAUUUUUUUCAUUUUUUAAAUUUGUAUUCAUUUGUGAUCUCUCUGUUUUAUCCUUGAGGUUUGUGUAUAGGCCUAAUUGUAAAAUUGCUUUACAUGGGAGUCGAAGGUUCAUCUUUUACUUUAAUGUUUUAUUCAUCGUGUUUUUGAUUUCGCUUGUGAAACCAGCCAAAGUUUUGCAGGGGUCAAAGCACUUUUUGCUCGUCGCUGUGAAUAAAGCUUCAAGUGGCUGGAUCACGGUGGUUUCAGACCAAACUUGGCAGAAAAAAACAUGAAUUUGUGCCUUUGUUUACUACAUUACUUUAUGGCUCUCUGUCAAUGAAUGAGUGUAUAACUGCAUGUAACAGAUAAGGAAAAAAACUCGCUUUUUAAAGACCUUUGAGACAUAUAAUUUCCUAAUUUACUUGUUAUUCUUACAGGUAUUCAUGAGAUGAUGUACAUGUGUAGGUGUAUUUAAUUUUGAGGCAUGUGGGAGUGUACUUGAAUUUUGAAUAUUUGUUUAUCUUGAAUGUGAUACCGUUAUUUCAUGAAAGUAGGGACCAUAUUUAUUGUGGGCACAUUUCUGGAGGACCUUUCAGACCAAAAUAAAUAUUUCCUGCAUGUUUCACAGCUAAGUAGCAAUAUAUCUUCAAUUCCAUCCAAAAUCCCCUUAUUCCCAUCUGUUUCUAUUGAUCUACUGUCACGACAAGGAAUUAUAUGAACACUUGCCUGUUUUUGUCAUUUAUGUUAUCGCCUGUAAUAAUUUGAUCAAUAAUUUGCCACUCAGGCUGAUCACUGACUGUACAUGUUGUGAUGCUUUAAAUGGAUCUUUUGAUGACACUAAAUGAUGUUUCCAAAUAAUCUUA